CAGUGGACGAAUGGAAGCAGCUAGUGGUCGCCGAGCAUGCGAGUGGCAUAGAUCUCAAGACCACGCCCAAGUACAAUAAAAAGGAGCUCAUCUGCCACUUGGAGAGGUGUGCGCAACUGGCAGAUAUCCCUGCUCCAGAGAGAUCUGAGGAAGAACAAGCCAUUCUGAAGCGAUGGUACGGUUGCAUCAACUGGUACGAGGCUCUCACCAGGGCUGGCAUCAAACCCACCAACUUAACCGCAGGAUUAUCUCAGAACAAGCAACAUAUGUACCGACAGUCGCAGUCGCACUCACAGCAUCAGCAAGCAACGCAGCUACAAGCACACUCGAAUGUACUGAACGACAUCAAUAACCUGUCGAAUGAUGACUACGCUGCGCUAUUGUAUCAAGGUAGUCAGAAGCGUGCAUCUCCAGGCGAGAGUGAUAAGGGGGGGCCAUCUGCAAACAAACGGAGCCGAACGCUGCCGUUCUAAAGCUGCAAUCACAGCUAGACACCAACACGCUUUGUUUUUCCGUGCACACUUAAGUGGGAGUAUGGGUAUCGACGGUGAUAGUACGCGCUACGCCUGCAACUACAGCCGGCCACUAAAUGAAUUUCGUCUAACAGUGAAUUAGUGGGAAUGUAUGCUACCUGUUUUGACAAUGUGAUAUUAUAUAGCGGAUACAGAUCGAAGCACAACCCCUGCAGAUCAACUGAGUGUGUAUCUACUGGAGCCGCCACUUAAUUAGCGUACCUACCUGGGUGCUUACAAAGAGCAGCGAGCAAGUCGUUUAUAUCACAUGACCGUAUGGAUGCGCUAAGCAGUCAGACAUUCAGUAUUUUGGAGCGCUUUCUGCCGUUCCCGAGUCCCCACAGGGUGUGGCUUAUAUAGUAUCCUGGAGAUGAACGAACCGUACUAUAUUUGGCAAAGGGAUAAAUGUGGGGCUAUCGAAGAUAUGUAAGGAAUGGGCGGAUUCCUAUUAGGUAUGAUUAAGCCUGAAAGCGGCGUAUAGGUAUUUCGGCGGAGUUUCCAUAUACAUUUCAUGUUGUGGCGUGAACGGCUAUGAUGAUUACUGUUUAAUGCAAUCGCACAGGCGGAUAAGAGCAGACUGGUUAAACCUAAGGCGCCCAUCGGUCAACGGCAAACACGGCCGUGCCGCUGAACUGACACCCUCUACACAUAAUAAAAUAUAAACGUAGUCGA
Sphaeroforma arctica JP610 is the source of this 1184-nucleotide messenger RNA. RefSeq lists its product as hypothetical. The record is from RefSeq and is a predicted model, not a curated record. The annotation marks the transcript as partial. NCBI's taxonomy places the organism in Eukaryota, Ichthyosporea, Ichthyophonida. The transcript has 2 exons.